This is a messenger RNA of Salvelinus sp. IW2-2015, 981 nucleotides long. RefSeq names its product G-protein coupled receptor 4-like. Gene Ontology annotation, biological process: G protein-coupled receptor signaling pathway. The coding region runs from base 1 to 981 and encodes 326 amino acids. Gene Ontology annotation, molecular function: G protein-coupled receptor activity. The transcript has a single exon. NCBI's taxonomy places the organism in Eukaryota, Metazoa, Chordata, Actinopteri, Salmoniformes, Salmonidae. The record is from RefSeq and is a predicted model, not a curated record. Gene Ontology annotation, cellular component: membrane.
AUGGACCCAACUGCAGMACCACUCAAUCAGACCAAUUCUAACCUGUCUGACUCUGCCUGCAUUAAAAAUGACUGGGUGGACGGGCACAUGUACCCAGCAGCCUACUCCCUCUUCUUCAUCGUGGGCUUCCCGGCUAACUGCCUUUCUCUGUAUGUGGCCUGGAUGUUAAUGAGGAAAGGAAACAACUUGGCCGUGUACCUGGUGAAUCUGUCCAUCUCAGACCUCCUCUAUACGGUCUCCCUGCCUGUAUGGAUCGAGCUGGCCCUGGGUCGGCCCGUAGGGGACACCCUCUGUAGCCUGGUGUCUGUGGUGAUGUACAACAGCUUCUACAUCGGGUCUGGUCUCCUCUGCUGCAUCUCAGUGGAUCGCUACCUGGCCGUGGUCUAUCCUCUCUACUUCAACUGGGUGCGGCAGGUGCGUACUGCAGUGGCAGUUUGCGCUGCAUUGUGGUGUGUAGAACUGUCUAUCCACAUCUAUCUUCUUCACCAAACGGGGGCGCUGCAGGACUUCUCCUCCAGGCGGCUGUGUAAGGAGGGUAUGCCCAUGGCCCAGGCGGACGCCCACGUUGCUCUGACCCGGGUGGCUCUGGGGUUCCUGCUCCCCCUUCUCAUCAUGACCUUCUGCUUCCAUCAGAUUGUUUUGGCACUCCGCGACAGUGCCUCCUUGCUGGCCCGGGAGCGGAGGAAAGUCAGCCUCCUGUUGCUGCUCCUCCUGGUGACAUAUGUGGUGGCCUUCGCCCCCUUCCAGGCUGUUAUGUUCCUCAGAGGGGUGCUGGAGCCAGGGGAAUGUAGCAUGGCAGUGAAGCUCAGGGACCCAUACAUGGUGCUGGUUGCCUGGACGACACUCAACAGCAUGCUGGACCCUAUUUUCUACUGUCUCAUCAGUCAGAGUGCCAAGAACGAGAUGACUAAAGUGCUGCAAAGAUGCAAUAGAUGUAGCAGUCGGUUAAAGAAGUGCAAAAACAUUUACACAAUUACAUAA